Molecule: messenger RNA, 555 nt
Organism: Fulvia fulva
Lineage: Eukaryota; Fungi; Ascomycota; Dothideomycetes; Mycosphaerellales; Mycosphaerellaceae
Product: DNA polymerase epsilon subunit C
Exons: 2
Coding region: 1-555 (184 amino acids)
Cellular component (GO): CHRAC; nucleus
Molecular function (GO): protein heterodimerization activity
Source: RefSeq, a predicted model, not a curated record
AUGCCGUACAACAACACACCCAUCGCGCCUCCCGAAGAGAUCACAGGCACCGCCAGUCUGCCCCUCGCCCGCGUCAAGAAAAUCAUCGCCGUCGACCCGGACAUCAGCGCCUGCAGCAACAAUGCCGCCUUCGUAAUCACAGUCGCGACCGAAAUGUUCCUACGCCAUCUCGUCGAGCACUCUUUCAACCAAGUCAGGACCGAGAACGCACAGAAACCUCGGCGGAACAUUCAAUAUCGCGAUGUUGCCAACGCAGUAGCCCGCGUCGAAAACCUCGAGUUCCUCACCGACGUCGUCCCCAAAACCAUGACCUACAAACAAUUCAAGCAGAAACAAGCCGCGAAGCCUGAGCCCGCGCAUGGCGGAGCAGCCGUGGCACAGAAUGGGCAAGCGACCUUGGAUGGUCAUCUUGGCGCGAAAGAGGCGCAGGCGACGAAUGGGGCUGACGUGAUGGAUGUGGACGAUGAGCCGGAGAGACCUGCGCCGGCACCACAGACGAGUGGACAUUCGCCGCAGGUUGUGGUGGGGAGGAGUGAGGCGGAGAUGGAGCAGUAG